AUGGCUAGAGGGCUUGAUCAUCAGUUUGAGAAAGGCAUUGAGAAGGUGUGCUUUGGAGUAGGUCAUCAUCAGCUGCAUCUGAAUGAGCCUGGAUGUGUGGAAGGAGAGCAUAGACAUGUACGUGAAGAAGAAGAAGAAGAAGAAGCAAAAGAUGAUGAUGCUGCUCGGUUUUUGUUUGCCAUUAGAGCCCGCAUGCAUGCGAUGUGUUCGAUUAGUAUGAGUACGUCUAUGUUUGAUAAUUAA
Prunus armeniaca (apricot) is the source of this 243-nucleotide messenger RNA. Lineage: Eukaryota; Viridiplantae; Streptophyta; Magnoliopsida; Rosales; Rosaceae. The record is from the annotation of a GenBank genome assembly.